Molecule: messenger RNA, 2360 nt
Organism: Bursaphelenchus xylophilus (pine wood nematode)
Lineage: Eukaryota; Metazoa; Nematoda; Chromadorea; Rhabditida; Aphelenchoididae
Source: the annotation of a GenBank genome assembly
AUGGUAAUCAACAUGAACGCCACAUCCACCAAGUUCAGCGACAACUAUGAAGUUAAGGAGGAGCUGGGAAAGUAAGUGCGAGGGUGUGGAAAUGUUAAAUUCGUGUUUGCUAAUAUAUGUACGUAUUGUCUGUUGCAGGGGUGCCUUUUCCGUUGUGCGAAGAUGCGUUCAGAAGUCCACUAAUAUGGAAUUUGCCGCCAAGAUCAUCAACACUCGCAAAUUGAACAGCAGAGGUAGGACAAAAUAUGUGAUGACAUCUCUUUUCGUGCAGAUUUCCAGAAAUUGGAACGCGAAGCGAGGAUAUGCCGGCGUUUAAAGCAUCCCAACAUUGUCCGUCUACACGAUAAUAUCCAGGAAGAGGGCUUCCAUUAUCUUGUUUUUGAUCUGUAAGUGCUCCAAUAUUUAAUAUUGCGUUGUCCCCAAAUUUCAGCGUCACGGGUGGUGAACUGUUCGAAGACAUUGUCAGGCGAGAAUUCUAUUCGGAAUCAGACGCCAGUCAUUGCAUCCAACAGAUCCUCGAGUCCAUCGCUUACUGUCAUUCCAAUGGCGUUGUCCAUCGUGAUCUGAAGCCAGAGAAUCUUUUGUUGGCCAGUAGGGCCAAGGGUGCUGCCGUUAAAUUGGCCGACUUUGGCUUGGCCAUCGAGCUUCAGAACGAUCAAGAAGCCUGGUAUGGAUUUGCAGGAACUCCGGGCUACUUAUCGCCUGAGGUUUUGAACAAAGAUCCCUAUGGGAAACCGGUCGAUAUCUGGGCGUGUGGUAAGAUGCUUGGCCAAGUUUACAAAUAUGCCUCGCUUCCUCGUUCUUCGUCAUUAAAGAAGCCUUUUUUAGGUGUAAUCCUUUACAUCCUUCUUGUUGGAUAUCCACCGUUUUGGGAUGAUGAACAGAACAAGUUGUACAGUCAGAUCAAGAAUGGUGCUUAUGACUAUCCAAGCCCUGAAUGGGAUACCGUAACACCCGAGGCAAAGGGUCUGAUCGAUAGUAUGCUCACUCUGAACCCCAAGAAGAGAAUAACCGCAGAUGAGGCCCUCAAAGUCCCAUGGAUCUGCGUAUGUUGCACUUGGAUAGAGCAACUUUUAUGUGAUCAACAUAUAUAAUCAUGAAUAUUUCAGAACCGUGAACGUGUCGCGUCGAUGGUGCAUCGUCAGGAGACCGUGGAAUGCUUGCGUCAAUUCAACGCUCGUCGCAAACUGAAGGUGAGUGGCAUCUUCCUCUCUCCCUCCUCGUCUUAUAUUCAUGCCGUUAUGACAUGGUAGACUUGAUUAUCUCCUCCGGUCUCUCACCUAUGUUGCCGUGUUGUUUCUUCCCCACUGGUGUUUGUAAAUGUUGUUUCGUCUUUCGAGUACCACUUAUUUCUUGGUCGUGAUGUGUGUGCCAAUGGGAUUUCGGAAGCUUUUUUAAUGUUUUUCGUCGAUACGAUUAUUGGCUAUCGUCAAAUUCUUGUUUAAACGUGUUCUUGGAGAAUUUUCCGAGGACAUUUGAAGGGCAACUCCUUGUACCCGGAAGCCAACACACCUCCGUCCAUCUGACACUUGCCGAUCUUGUGGCGCUUGAGUCCCCUAGUGUCCCGUCAUUGGUUGAUUCAUCCCUUCCAUGUAGUCAAUAUUAAUUUUCCGGGCUUCUGCCUUGUUUGAUUGUCCCGGCUUCAAGGCUUCAUCGCCCCAGGGCUUCUUCCCCCGGCUGUUUCCUGAGAUUCCCCGAGGGUCUUCUUCUCGACUGUCUCCCCUCAUCUCCCACUUCCAUCUUCACACCUCUGUGGUUGUGUUGUUGUUGUUUAUUUUUUUGAUGUUGUUUCGUUUUUUCAUUUGGUAUAGGCGGCCAUCUCGGCUGUGACGGUGAUCAACAGGAUGAGCAGCGCCUUCCGGAGUGCCCAGACGAACAGUGCGGAUUCGGGUUCGUCGUCGGCGUCGUCCCCUCCCUCCACCACGCCCAAGAAACGCGCUGUGCCCGCGCACUCGGAGCCCCAGCCAACGGUCGUGCACGUUGAAUCGACGACAUCGGUGCAGCCCUCGAAAGCGCUGACUCCCGAGGUAGUUGUUGUAGCUGGUAUAACCGUUGUGCUUCUGUUGUUCGCUUACACAUUUCCCAGCUUUGCACUCCUUUUGUGCCUUUAUUUAACGGCGAGGGCAUUGAGGUUUCGUUGAAGAUGCCACAUCCAAAAAUCGGAAACCUCACGGUCCUCAACGACCUUUUGAUUCCGCUUCGCUCGUCUCGCCUUUUCCGAAGGGAUGGAGGUUACCGUAUUUUAAUUUCAGGGCGCUAUCCUCACCACCAUGAUCGCCACUCGCAAUCUGUCCAGUAAGUGUUUGUUUUCGAUUAUAUUGAUGAGAUUUCAUUUGUCAAUCUCAAUCAGAGUCUGGUAA